AGCCCCGCCCCAAAGGCAGGGGCACGCCCACCUGGCGGCUGGCGGUCACGUGAGACUCAGCCGAGGUCCGCGGGGGAAGCUGGGCCAAGAUGGCGACAAUGAGGAAGGUCCUGCCGCGGAGACUGAUGGUUUUGGCGUCUCUCCGGGCUGUCAGCACCUCUUCUGCGGAUACUUUCCCUAAGCAAGUGAAAAUUGUGGAAGUUGGUGCCCGAGACGGACUACAAAAUGAAAAGAAUAUUGUGCCUACUCCUACAAAAAUCAAGCUGAUAGACAUGCUUUCUGAAGCAGGACUCCCUGUUAUAGAAGCCACCAGCUUUGUGUCCCCCAAGUGGGUUCCCCAGAUGGCUGACAAUGCUGAAGUCUUGAAGGGCAUCCAGAAAUUUCCUGGCAUCAACUACCCAGUCCUGACCCCGAAUAUCAAAGGCUUCCAGGCAGCGGUUGCUGCUGGAGCCAAGGAAGUGAGCAUCUUUGGAGCUGCCUCGGAGCAGUUCACUAAGAAGAACACCAACUGCUCCAUUGAUGAGAGUUUACAGCGCUCUGAUGAAAUCUUGAGGGCGGCUCGGGCCGCUGGUAUCCCUGUGCGCGGGUAUGUCUCCUGUGUGCUUGGAUGCCCCUAUGAAGGGAAGAUCUCCCCGGCUAAAGUAGCUGAGAUCACCAAGAAGAUGUACUCCAUGGGCUGCUACGAGAUCUCCCUGGGGGACACCAUCGGCGUGGGCACCCCUGGGAUCAUGAAGGACAUGCUGUCCGCUGUCAUGUAUGAGGUGCCCGUGGCUGCCCUGGCCGUCCACUGCCAUGACACCUAUGGCCAGGCCCUGGCCAACACCUUGAUGGCCCUGCAGAUGGGAGUGAGUGUUGUGGACGCCUCCGUGGCAGGACUUGGAGGCUGUCCUUAUGCACAGGGGGCAUCAGGAAACUUGGCCACUGAGGACCUUGUCUACAUGCUGUCUGGCUUGGGCAUUCACACGGGUGUGAACCUCCAGAAGCUCCUGGAAGCUGGGGCCUUUAUCUGCCAAGCCUUGAACAGGAAAACCUGCUCCAAAGUGGCUCAGGCUGCCUGUAAACUCUGAGCCAUUUUGCUGCCUCAAGCGCUGGGGACAAUGUGGGAAAGAGGGGCACACGUGAAUGAUUCCGGACAGGGCACAUGGAAAUGGGAAUGAAAUUCACAGGAGCAGGCACCUCCGGGGGGGGGGGGGGGGGGGGGUAGGGUCUGCACAUAGGGCUCCUGCAGAACGGAGGCAGGAGGGCAGGAGCUGCUUGGCCUCAGGCCUCCUUGCCAGACCCAGGUGUGAGUGAGAAGCCUUGGGGGCUGUAGGUCUCCCUGCCCCAUGAACCCCCCCCCUGCCCCCCCCCCCCAGGAGCUGAAUGCCUGGGGGUCCCCUGGAACCCAUUCCCUGGUGCUCCGGCCUCAUCUCUGGGUGAAAUCUGUCAGCUAGCUACACUACACAGCUUGACCCUGUCAUGGCCCUGGGGCCAUCGCUGACUCUGUAGAGCAAAGGGGCGUGGAGUUUUUCCCCAAGCCGGCAGAGGGGGCGAGGGCUGAGCUUCUCUGGUGGCCACUGCCAACUCUGGCAUCUCUGGAAAAUCUCCACUCUGAGCAUGAUUUUCGAAAAGCGCUUAUGUAAUUAAAGGUUUAAUGACACGAAGCA
This is a messenger RNA of Acinonyx jubatus (cheetah), 1646 nucleotides long. RefSeq names its product 3-hydroxy-3-methylglutaryl-CoA lyase (gene HMGCL). Bases 90 to 1067 code for a protein of 325 amino acids. Gene Ontology annotation, molecular function: hydroxymethylglutaryl-CoA lyase activity. NCBI's taxonomy places the organism in Eukaryota, Metazoa, Chordata, Mammalia, Carnivora, Felidae. The transcript has 9 exons. The record is from RefSeq and is a predicted model, not a curated record. Gene Ontology annotation, biological process: L-leucine catabolic process; ketone body biosynthetic process.